Sclerotinia borealis F-4128 is the source of this 816-nucleotide messenger RNA. Lineage: Eukaryota; Fungi; Ascomycota; Leotiomycetes; Helotiales; Sclerotiniaceae. The record is from the annotation of a GenBank genome assembly.
AUGCCUCCCAAUUCCACUCGAAGUACGGCGAUUGAAGACUUGCUCGAUUAUAUUCGUGAGGACUUUCCCAAUUUCGACGCAACUCUUGAGAUCUUGCAAGUGAUUUUGGAAAGCGACCCUAGUACCUCGGCGGUAGCAAAGUCUUACCGACGUUGGUUAUAUAUCAGUGUCAUGCAGCAGGUCUUGACGUUGGGGGAGAAAGAGAAAGAAGAGUGGGUGGUCGACCUGUUCAGUGGCAAUCGAAAUAUUGUAGAAUCGUUUGCGGAUACGAUGUGCGAAGACGGCUUCUGGACCGAGGAGGAAGAUGAAGAAGGUAUUCCUUUCUAUGCUAUGGAUCGACAGAGAGAAGCGAACCUCUACACCUGGCUUGCACGGCCCGAUAUCCAGAGUUUCUACCAGGUCGAGGUGCUGAAAUUUUGUCCUCUAAUCAUGAAGGACAGCAUCGAGGGAUCUGACCACAUACCAGAGAAAGGGCCAAAGUCAGCGUACAAGGUCGUCGUCCCAGAUUGGCAGAAGGAGAUCAUCGCCACAAAGAGACAGCUCGCACAAUCUCAAUCCCUCGUUGAGGACCUAAAAGAACAGCUCGCACAAUCUCAAUCUCUCGUGGAGGACCUACAAGAACAGCUCGUACAAUCUCAAUCCCUGGUGGAGGAUUCGCAUGAACAAGUACAUCGAGCCAAUGAGAUCAUAGCUACUCAAGCCAAAGCCAUCGAUAGUAAGAAUGAGCAAUUGAAGGUGGCGCGUACGACUAAAGCACGAUGGGAGAAGGCAUGGAUGAAGAGAUACAAGAAGUUCUUCAAGCGUACGUGGAAAUAG